Molecule: messenger RNA, 1909 nt
Organism: Hemibagrus wyckioides
Lineage: Eukaryota; Metazoa; Chordata; Actinopteri; Siluriformes; Bagridae
Product: delta-type opioid receptor
Exons: 2
Coding region: 684-1682 (332 amino acids)
Biological process (GO): G protein-coupled receptor signaling pathway
Cellular component (GO): membrane
Molecular function (GO): G protein-coupled receptor activity
Source: RefSeq, a predicted model, not a curated record
UCGGGAGUGUGCCAUGUGACUAGCUAACGUCGCUCCAUUUCAGACCAUCGCCUGAGGAUUAACAGAAGAACAGGAGGACGAAUGUUCAUGAAUGGACGUGGGAUAAUAAAGCUCAGAAUUUCUGCCAUUCAGAAGCAGAAGCGCUUUAAAGAGAAAUAAUUCCCAGGAUAAACAGAUACUCAGGAAACAGAGAAAAACUGCAGCAGGAAACUUCUAAUAAAGCUGAUGUUUCUACUCUGAACCUCAUAGAACCGCAGCCCUGAUCAUGAGAGAUGGAAAUCUCCAUGAUCUGGGAAUCAAAAUGAGAGAGAAGUUCAAACAUGUUCUAAAGAUAGCAGCAUGAAUGAGUCCUGUGUCCUGUGAGCCGCUCUGGGGAAUGUCCUUUGGACUCCUGACCAUGUGGCAAUCAUCAUCAUUCCAGCGAGGUUUUAUCAACUUUACACCUGCUGUAAAUAUUGAUCUGAUUUCCUCAUUCCACAGAGACACAGUGAGGGGAAGAGCCGGGAGCCGGAGUUCUCACAGUGGAAUACCAGGGCAGAGACCACGAGCUGGAGGUCUGUGAAGAGCUGGAGGUCUGUGAAGAGCUGGAGAAUCUGUUAACCACUAAGUUGCCCUUGGAUACUGUUCUCAUGGACACCGGCGUGUGAUUUUAGCGCUACUUUUCCAGAACGGAGAUCUUUCCCAUGGAGAACAUCACAGAACCAGGUGAUGGAGAAAACAUCAGUGAUGUUUCAGGAGCCACUGAUGUGGAACGAGUCCUGGUGCCCAUCCUGGACAGCAUCAUUCUGGUGAGCGGGUUGGUGGGACACGUGUUGGUCAUCAUCAUCAUCUCGCGAACUCUGAGAGCGGGACGUGGAACCAACGCUGGCAGAAUCCAACAAGCUAAUGCUAAUGGAACGGACAUUCUGCUGCUGAGUUUAAGCGUGGCAGAUAUUCUGCUCCUGUCCUGUGUCCCUUAUCACACCAUCGCCAUAGCAACCCGUCACUGGCCCUUCGGAAGCUUCAUGUGCAAGGCGGUCAGCGGCCUGGGAGCCAUGUGCAGCUCGGCUAGCGCCUUCACGCUCGCCGCUCUGGCCUUUAGCCGCUACAUCAUAGUGGUUUACCCGACUAAAGCGUUCCGCUGGCGCAGAAGUAGCCGAUUAAAAAUCCUGGCCGCAGUUCUGUGGGUUCCGGCGAUCGUCUUGGCGAUUCCUCAGUUCACAUGGAGGACGCUAAUCUCAGGCACAGAACUGCGUUCCACCAGGCAGGAUCUGAUAUGUUUCAACUUCCUGUCUGACUCGGGCCAGCUGGCGUACGGCAUUUGCCACUUUCUACUUGCCUUCCUUCUUCCACUGGUGGUCAUCACGCUAGCGUAUGGUAAGAUAUAUCAUUUCCUGCACAAAACCAGUCGGGACACCACCCAGACAGCCCGGUUGGAACGCUACCAGACGCAAGUGACCCAGACGUCGCUCCUGCUGGUUCUGGCAUUCGUCUUGUGCUGGCUGCCAUCCUACGGACUGAUGCUGGUGCAGCUCGGAUAUCAAUCCACGGUGACCGGGCCUCAGCCGAGAUUGGGACCAUUCGCUACCUUCGCUCGCGUCAUGGCCACUUUGUCGACCGUGAUGAACCCGAUCCUGUACGUCUUCAUGUCACAGAAAUUCAGAAAGGAACUGAAGGAACUCUUAAGGAAGUGCAGCUGCUAGAGCAAAACCUCCACACCGCAUUAGAGUGGUUAUUUUCUGUUUUGUGGAUUUUACACACUCCUCAGAAGCAGAACCCAGUGUUUAUAAGCUGCUUAGAACAAACUCGUCCUCCUGUUACUCAGAACCACAACGGCUUCAUUUAGAGAACAGUCUGAACUGGACACUUCACUCACCAAUGGACGGAUUCAUCCGCUGACUGGGUUUCAACUCAACUUGUUAUUUUGUAA